GUUGAACAUUUUGCUCGUGACUGUCUAGUUGAAAAGAAAACAUAUCUCCAAAAUCAAAAUAGACGAAAUGUCAAUUAUGUUAAAUAUGACAAUGACAGUGACGAUGAAUGUGAAGUCUAUGAAGCUAUACAAAACAAACCUAAUAACCGAACUACCCCUCUACGCAAACCAGGAAGACCAAAGAAUCCUGUACUCCAAAAAGCUAUGCCCGUUAUCAAUAAUCAACAGCCUGAGAUCUUG
This is a messenger RNA of Dentiscutata erythropus, 240 nucleotides long. The record is from the annotation of a GenBank genome assembly. NCBI's taxonomy places the organism in Eukaryota, Fungi, Glomeromycota, Glomeromycetes, Diversisporales, Gigasporaceae.